ACGUCGUCGUUUCGAGAAGCACAGAAAAUGCUUUGGUUCAGCGCGAGCCAGCCCGAGCCCUAACUUAAAAAAGUUGCUCACUCUGUCUCUGGAGUUUCGCGUCUUCUUCCAGCCCCAAGCCUUUGGUCUUCCUUGCCUGCCCACAAUGAAGCUCGUCAGAUUUUUGAUGAAGCUGAACAACGAGACCGUUUCAAUUGAGCUGAAAAAUGGCACCGUUGUUCACGGAACUAUAACAGGUGUGGAUAUCAGUAUGAAUACACACCUGAAGACGGUGAAACUUACAUUGAAGGGAAAAAAUCCAGUGACUCUGGAUCAUCUAAGCGUAAGGGGUAACAAUAUACGAUAUUAUAUCCUUCCUGACAGCUUGAAUCUUGAGACUUUGCUGGUCGAAGAGGCACCUAGGGUCAAGCCCAAGAAGCCAACUGCUGGGAAGCCUUUGGGACGGGGACGUGGCCGUGGACGUGGACGUGGGCGCGGACGUGGCCGCUAAGUCAUGCUGCACUGAUUUCAAUUUUUGUGGCGCCUGCUUAUGUAAACACCUUUGUUGCGCGGAGCUUGUAUUUUGAGUUUGUGUAGGUGUGGUAUUUUCUUAAAUAGGGCUAUUAGAGAAGUUGAUCAUCUCAGGAAAAGUUUCAUUUACGGUGCUGGCCAAUCAGUAGUCUCUUUUCUAUUUAAUGGGAGAAUCAGAUGAGCCUGAUUUGUUUGGGCCACAUAAGUAGUGUACUGUCUAGGAUUAUCAUAGACUUCUACUGCAUAUUUCUAUACGAUAAGUAUAAUUUCUUUUAA
Molecule: messenger RNA, 786 nt
Organism: Carya illinoinensis
Lineage: Eukaryota; Viridiplantae; Streptophyta; Magnoliopsida; Fagales; Juglandaceae
Product: small nuclear ribonucleoprotein SmD1a
Exons: 4
Coding region: 146-490 (114 amino acids)
Biological process (GO): RNA processing; spliceosomal snRNP assembly
Cellular component (GO): SMN-Sm protein complex; precatalytic spliceosome; U2 snRNP
Molecular function (GO): RNA binding
Source: RefSeq, a predicted model, not a curated record